CUGCCCAGGAGACUGAUGUGUCUCUAUCACCUAGCUGCCUGGGAGACGGAUGACGCAUCUCUGUGCAGAGCCUGGUUGACAUUGCAGAUGGCAUCCCCAGGGUGCAGCCUGUUAUCUGCCAACCCUCCAGCUUCCCAGGGGCCGUCUUUGGCUGGGCUUUGUGCCCAGGUGGACCUCUGUCUGGGCUGCUCCCGCUGCACCCAGCGCCUCAACGAGAGCACCUACAUCCUGCGCAAGGUGGAGCAUGACUGUCCCUGUGAGAUUCUGCUGGCCCGCUGCAAGCGAGCCGUCAAGAGUAAGAUCUGGCGCCAGGUGGGCCGCCGGCCCAGCUUCCCCAGGCCUGCGCGCUACCAGGUCUGCCGCUACUACAGCCCUGGGCUGGGCUGCCGUCGCCACUGGAACCAGUGCACUUUUGCCCGUAGCCCUGAGGAGGCGCUGGUUUGGACCUUUGAGCGCAAGCACAGCCUCCCCCGCCUGUGGCUGAAGGCCGCCGUGCAGGGCUCCAAGGCCCGGGGUGGACCUGCCGACAUCAUCCGCGCUGAGUUCGGUGGCCACUUCCAGCUGCUCUGUGCCUACUGCUUUAGGCGCCGCCCGCCUGGCCUGUGCCCCGUGGACUCGCGGCGGCAGUGUCCCGAGCACGGAGCCUGCCCCACACUCCUCAUCCACGUGAACACGGAGGGCCGCAAGCGGCAGUUUGUGGAAGUGCGGCCACAGCCUCAGAACCGCCAGCGGCUCGACUACUGCAUGUUUGUGGGUCGUGGGUGGCCGUGCCGCCACGGGGCCUCCCGCUGCCAGUAUGCGCACAGUGCCGUGGAGAUGGCAGUGUGGGAGGCAGAGCGGCUCGGCGGGCUCCUGCGGGAGGACCUCCUCAAGCCCUCUGCCCCCAAGGAAGACAAGCACACAGCCACCCACAGCCAAGCCACCUCGGUCCAGCUCUAUUGCCGUGCCUGCCUGGUCACCUGCCGCUCUCAGGAGGCUUUCGAGAACCAUUGUUCCUCCUUGGAGCAUGCACAGAUGGUCGCCUUCGACCAGGCUGUGCCCUGGGAGCACCGCGCCCCACCCAUUGGGCUCUCCAAGUUUGAGCUGUGUCCCAGGCCUGACCUCUGUGAGUAUGGUGAUAUCUGUGUCAAGGCACACUCAGCACAGGAGCUGCAGGAGUGGAUCCAGCGGGCACAGACAGUGGAGCUUCGACAGCAGGAGGCCUGGCAGGACGGGCUAGCGCCCUACCGGGCGCGGCUGCUAGCUGAGUACCAGCACAGCAGCAGCGAGGUCCUGGUGCUGGCAGAGACCAUCCCUGGAGUGUCCAUCACCUGUCACCAGCCCCUGGUACAUCAGGCCCAGGAGAAGAAGGCCCAGCACAGCUGGACGUUUGCCAUCCACUCUGUGGACCCCCUGCUGCACGUGGCUCUACUCAAGCAGGAGCCUGGAGCAGAGUUUUCCCUGGUUGCACCCUGCAUCCCUCCAGGCCGGCUCUAUGCACUGGGCCAACGUUUCCAGGUGCCUGGCUCCCCAGCAGAAUUCCAGGUAGGGGUGCAUGUGCAGGCCUCCUCCUUCGGCUCCUUCGAGCAGUGGGUGGCCUUUGACUUCGGCCGCCGGCCUGUGCUGCUUCGGAAGCUGCGGCUGCACCUGGGCCAGGCCCACAGUCGAGGGCUCUGUGGACGGCCAGCGCCUGGCCAUCCUGAAGAGGUAGAACGCUGGCACACAGGCAACCGCUGCAUAGUGCGUAGUGUGGAGCGGACGGCCGAGCAGGUGGCCCUGAUGGCCAAGUACAAGGCGCCUGCCCUGGCCCUGGAGUCCAACCUCCAAGAUCUGGCCUUGAGUCCAAUCACACGCACCAAUUACCGGCAGAGGAUGCACCACUUCCUGUACAGGGAGGAGGCGGCCCAGCAGCAGCUGGUGGCCAAGUUGACCUUGAGGGGCCAGGUGUCCCUGAAGACUGCACUGCAGACGCCAGCCCUCGGCAUGCUGUUCGCUGCCCCGGGGGCUCUUUAUGCUCAAGUCCCCAUUCCCUCCUCGCUCAUGCCAGACUCAGACCAGGGCUUCCUUCUGGCCCGGGCAGUCAGUACAGCUCUUGUGGCUCCUGUGCCUGCACCCGACAACACCGUUUUUGAGGUGCGGCUAGAAACACGGGCCAGCUCGGAGCAGGCGCUAUGGCUGCUGCUGCCUGCGCGCUGCUGCGCGGCCCUGGGCCUGCAGCCCGAGGCCAGCCCCGUCUUGGAAGUGCAGUUCCAGAUUGACCCUCUGACCUUCCGGCUCUGGCAUCAGGCGGUGGACGCCCUGCCCGAGGAGCGCCUGGUGGUGCCUGACCUGCUGGCCUGUGCCCCGCCCCACCCCUGUCCUAUUCCACCUGCGUUGCGGGGCAAUCGAAAGCAGAGGCUAGCCAUGGGGCUCAUCUCAGGCAGCUGCCCCGAGAGCCUGAAGCCCGUCCCACCACUGCUCAUCUAUGGCCCCUUUGGCACUGGCAAGACCUACACCCUGGCCAUGGCCGCCCUGGAGGUUGCCCGACAGCCCCAAGCCAAGGUGCUCAUCUGUACACACACCAACAGUGCUGCCGACAUCUAUGUUCGCGAGUAUUUCCAUGGCUAUGUCAGUGAUGGCCAUCCAGAGGCAGCCCCAUUGCGAGUGAUGUACACAGACCGCCCACCGAAUCAAACGGACCCUGCCACGCUCAAGUACUGCUGUCUGACCCAGGACUGCCGGGCCUUCCGCCCCCCCACGGAGGCCGAGCUGGCGCGCCACCGCCUGGUGGUCACCACCACCUCGCAGGCCCGCGAGCUCCGGGUGCCGGCGGGCUUCUUCUCUCAUAUCCUCAUCGACGAGGCUGCCCAGAUGCUGGAGUGCGAGGCCCUCAUCCCGCUGGCCUACGCCUCACUCCGUACCCGCGUGGUUCUGGCAGGGGACCACAUGCAGGUCACCCCUCGGCUUUUCAGCGUGGCCAGGGCCAAGGCGGCAGUGCACACCCUCCUGUACCGCCUCUUCCUGUACUACCAGCAGGAUGCCCACGACCUUGCCCGGCAAAGCCGCAUCAUCUUCCAUGAGAACUACCGCUCCACCACCGCCAUCAUCAGCUUUGUCUCGCGCCACUUCUACGUGGCCAAGGGCAACCCUAUCCAAGCCAGUGGCAAGGUCCCCUGCCACCCCCGGCACUACCCGCUCGUGUUCUGCCACGUAGCAGGCAGCCCUGAACGGGACAUGGCCAUGACAUCGUGGCUCAACACAGCUGAGGUCACUCAGGUGGUGGAGAAGGUGCAAGAGAUCUACAAUACGUGGCCCGCCUGCUGGGGCAGCCGGGAGCAGAGGCACAUCUGUGCCGUCUCUCACGGGUCCCAGGUCAGCGCACUGAGGCAGGAGCUGAGGAGAAGGAACCUGGGAGAGGUGUCUGUGGGCAACUUUGAGAUCCUGCCAGGGCGAGAGUUCCGGGUCGUGGUGCUGAGCACCGUCCACAACUGCGACAGCCUGCUGAGCCCUGGGGCACCAGCCCUGGAGUUCUUCACGGACGCCCGAGUGCUGAACACAGUCAUGACGCGUGCCCAGUCCCAGCUGGUGGCUGUGGGUGAUGCGGUGGCCCUCUGUUCCUUUGGAGCGUGUAGCAAGCUGUGGAAGAGCUUUAUCAGAGAGUGCAUAGAACACCGGAGCGUCUGCCCCGAGGGCCUUUCUCUGGGGCAGAUUGAGCAGGGUGUGGCCCAGAGGCGACAAUGGACCACCGAGCGGCCUGGGGCAGCCGUGCUCGCCAGGGACGCUGCCCUGAAGGAGAGAGCGGGGAGCCCCGCCCUGGAGCCCGGGGCCGCCGGGGCCCAGCACCUGCCCGGGCUAGUGUCUGGGGCCGAGGCUAGGACUGGGGCAGUGAGGGAGGCGGCCACAGCGCAGAAGGAAGGUGUGCCUGCGGGGACUGCCCCGGGGGAAGGGACGGCCCCAGGAGUCCCAGCAGCCCCAGAAACUUCACGGGACGGACAGUGGUCCGAGGACCUGGAGUCGGACUUCUGGCCCUCAGACUGGGAGCUCAACGCAGAGGAUGCCAUCCUGAAGGAGCUUCUCGAUGAGAGCCGGCAGGUGAUGGUGACGGUGGGAGAGGACGGGCUGCUGGACACCGUGGCCAAGCCUUCGUCCCCGCAGCAGGCCCAGCAGCACACCAACCUUCCGUCAGCCACGCUGCGGAAGCUGCUGCGCACGGAGCCCGAGCUGUACCGCCGCUGCACCUUCCUGCUGGAGACCUUCGAGCGGGCGUCGGCCAUCCCCCUGGACGACGGCGCCUGCAGCUCCCUCCAGGUCAGGGGCCGCCUGAACUGCGGCAUGGCCUUCACAGGGGAUGAGGUGCUGGUGCAGGUGCUGGGCCCCGCGGCUGGCGACAGGAGUGCCCCGGGACGGCUGCAGGGCCGUGUGGUCGGUGUGCUGAAAAGGAGGAGGCGCGAGCUGGCCUUCGUGUGCCGGAUGGACGAGUGGGACCCCCGCAUCAUGAUCCCCAUCAACGGCUCCGUCACCAAGAUCUUCGUGGCUGAGCUGAAGGACCGGCAGCAGGUCCCCAUCCACCGCCUCCUCCAGGGUCGCGUGCAGCGGGUGAGGCACGAGAGCCUGGCGGCCAAUGCCUGGCGGACCCGGCUCUUCUGGGUGCACAUUGUCCUGUGGCGGGAGCGGUUCUACUACCCGCUGGGCAUCGUCCUCGAGGUGCUGCCGGAGGCUACCACCUGGGAGCACGGCCUUCGAGCCCUGAACCUGGAGCACGGCCUGAAGGCCCCCUCACCAGACGCGGCCUCGGUGUCCAAGGCACUGCAGAAGUACCGCACUGAGCUCAGAAUGGCCACAGGCCACAGAGAGGACUGUCGCCACUUCCUCACCUUCACUGUGGAUCCCAAGGGGGCCUGCAACCUUGACGAUGCCCUCAGUGUCCGGGACCUGGGCGCCAGGUGUGAGGUGGCUGUGCACAUUGCUGACGUGGCCAGCUUGCUACCCCGGGAUGGGACACUAGAUGUGGAAGCACGCCGGCAGGGCUCUGUGUUCUAUGCCCCUGACAGGGAGCCCGUGCCCAUGUUGCCAGCCAGCCUCUGCCAGGAUGCGCUCAGCCUCCUGCCAGGCCAGGACCGCCUCGCCAUCUCCCUCUUCCUCACCAUGGACAAGGGCAGCGGCCGGCUCCAGGGCCUGCGCUUUGCACCCUCUGUUGUCCGCUCUGACUGCCAGCUGUCCUAUGAAGAGGCCGAGAUACUGAUCAAGGGGCACCGAGGCGCUGGCCUGGAGCUGCCGGGCUGCUUGGACUCUGUGGAGGCCUGUGUGGUGGCAGCCUGCUUCUUUUCCCGGGCACUGCGCCGGCACCGCCUGCGGGCUGCCUGCCCCUACGAGCCCCCGGACGAGGACAGCCAGCUGGGCUUCCGCACGGCCCACGUUAUGGUCCAAGAGUACAUGAUCCAGUUUAACAGCCUGGUGGCUAAGUUCCUGAUGGACCAUGAGCGCACGUGGGUGGUCACCCCGCUGCGGCAGCAGCCCCCGCCCAGCAGCCACCAGCUCGACGCCGUGUGUGAGAAGCACGGAGCGCUCGUGCCCCUGUCCCUGCACCUCCGCCACCACCUGCGCCCCCACGGCACCCCCGCCACACGGCUACACCUCUUGACCUCUCUCUGGAGAAGCAUCCAGCAAGCGGCUCGCAACCAGGACUAUAACCAGAUGGUGGACCUCAUUGCCACCGACGACAUGCACCCCUCGCUGGCUCCCGCCAGCCUGGACUUCAGGAAGGCCCUGGGACGCUCCGUUUUCUGCCGCUCCAGCCAGGGCCGGCAGCAGCCCGCUGGCCACUACUCGCUGCAGGUGGAGUGGUACACCUGGGCCACUUCACCCAUCCGCAGGUACCUGGAUUUGGUGCUGCAGCGGCUGAUCCUGCUGGCGCUGGACUGUGGGGGCUCUGUGUACUCCACCAGGGACAUCGACGGGCUCUGCCAGGACUUCAGCCGCCAGUAUGCUUGCGCCCAGAGCUACCAGCGCCGGGCCUACAGUCUGCACCUGGCCACCCAGCUCCAGGCCCAGCCUCGAGGCAAGCUGGGCUUUGUGGUGGAUGUAGAGGCAGGGACCCGCUGCUUCAAGCUGCUCUUCCCCGCCAACCAGGAGACCCUGCCUGACGUCUACCCCGUCCGCUACCGCUCCCUGCAGCUGGCUGAGCAGCCCCACAGUCUGGUGAGCAGGCCGGGCCUGCGGCUGGUGUGGCGCCGCCGUGUGUACUCCGUGCAGACAUCCAAACCACCCUGCCCGAAGCCGGGUCCCUUGUGUGACCCGCACACCCAGGCCAUCGACCCAGACCUGUGGAAGCAGCUGCUGAUACUGGUGGAGCGGCAGCAGUGGCCCGAGCUGGCUGCCCUGGUCCAGGACCAGGGUGCAGCGAAGACCCAGCCACAGGAGGUGGGGCGGGUGAGCCCCAGCUGCUAUGGCAGCUGUGUAGAGGUGGCUCGAGAGCUGGGCAGCGGGGACACUCUGCAGGUGCAGCUCAGCACCAGCCUGCAGCGGGGCUUCCUGGCCCCAACCCUGCAGCUGUGGACGGUGGCCCCGGGCUUCAGCCUCUGCUUGGAGCACACGGAGAGGCCGGGCGACUGCUUCUCUGGCCACCCCCACCAGGCCUCCAGGGACCAGUACUGCCGUACGGAGGAGUACUCCCAGGUUUGGGGGCCACUCUGCUCCCUGGAGUCUGUCAUCAACACGGUCGCAGACAGUGACUCUGUCACCCUGCAGAACGUGCACAUUUCCUGGGAUAAAGAGCGGACUCAACAGGGGCAGCUGCAGGGUGCCUUCUUCCUGGACCCCGCCUUCCUCCAGGAGAAUAGCAUCGAUGUUCUCUUUAGCUGCAGCUACCUCUGUAUCAGGCUAGAGGGGCUCCAGGCCCCUCCAUCCUGCCCACCCUCUGCACCCAUCGGCCUCAGCCCCUGCCUGAGCAUUGAUCCCGACACCUACACCUGGGUGGCUCAUGGGCUGGCCAAUGACUGGAGCCAGGAGGAUUCUGAGGACGGGCAGGAGGUCCCUGGGAGAGUGCACUUCUUCAUCCACCACAUGGCCAUGGAGAAGAUUCCAGAAGAGGUGCAGAGGCCCAGCACCCAGUUCACUGUUGAGGUGUUGCCCAAACAACUUCCAGACUUCCGCAAGGAAGAAGCAGUGCGUCAGCUGGAGAAUGCCUCCCCACUGGUCAUCAGCAUUGCCCUGGGCAAGCCCAUCCCUCAGCCUUGCCACCCGCCUCGCCAGCGGCCCCCCGCGACCACCAGCAGGUUCCUGGAGCGGCAGGCCUAUGACAUCCCUGGAGGCUGCCUCAAGCUGAACCCCAGCCAGAACACCGCCGUCAGGAAGGCUCUGCAGAAGCCGUUCACACUCAUCCAGGGUCCUCCGGGUACAGGAAAGACAGCUGUGGGCCUCCACAUCAUCUUCUGGUUCCAUAAAUUGAACCAAGAGCAGACACCGUCCAGCCGUGGCCCCGACGGAGAGGAGCCAUCUGGGGGCCCAUACAUCUUAUACUGUGGCCCUUCCAAUAAGUCGGUGGACGUCCUGGCAGGACUGCUCCUGAGAUGGAGGGCAGAGCUGAAGCCGCUGCGUGUGUAUGGCGAGCAGUAUGAGGCCAUGGACUUCCCGAUCCCAGGCAAAGGCGGCAGUGGCCUGCCCAGAAAGACCUCUCAGGAGGGGAGGCCAAACCAGAAGCUCAGGAGCAUCACCCUGCACCACCGAAUCCGACAGCCCGCUAACCCAUGGGCACAACAGGUGAGGGAGUUUGAUGUCCGGUUGCAGAAAGGGGAAGUCUUCUCCAGGGAGGACCUAGCCUGGUACAAGAGCACCUUGGCAAAGGCCCGGAAGUUUGAGCUGGCCCAGCACUCGGUCAUCCUGUGCACGUGUACCUGUGCGGCGUCAUCCAGCCUGAAAGGCCUCUAUGUGCGUCAGAUCCUCAUUGACGAGGCUGGCAUGGCCACCGAGCCAGAAGCCCUCAUCCCGCUGGUGUGCUUCUCCAAGGCUGAGAAGGUGGUCCUGCUUGGGGACCAUAAGCAGCUCCGGCCUGUGGUGAAGAGCGAGCAUCUGCAGAACCUGGGGAUGGACCGGUCCCUCUUUGAGCGGUAUCACAGGGAUGCUUUUAUGCUGGACACGCAGUAUCGCAUGCACGAGGGCAUCUGCGCCUUCCCCUCCAAGGAGUUCUACGCGCAGAAGCUGAAGACCUGUCCCAACCUGAAGCGGCCGCCCAGCCUCUUCAGCCAUGCGGGCAGGGAGAGCUGCCCUGUCAUCUUUGGCCACCUGCAGGGCCAUGAGCAGAUACUGAUGGUGUCCACGGAUGAAGGGAAUGAGAACUCUAGGGCCAACCCAGAAGAGGUGGCAGAGGUGGUCCGCAUCACCAAGCAGCUAACCUUGGACCGGACAGUGGACCCCAAGGACAUUGCCAUCCUUACGCCCUACAAUGCACAGGCUGUGACGAUCAGCCAGGGCCUCAAGAGAGAGGGAGUCAGUGGUGUGACUGUGUCUUCCAUCACCAAGAGCCAAGGGAGCGAGUGGCGCUAUGUGCUGGUGAGCACUGUCCGCACAUGCCCCAGGAGUGACGUGGAUGGGCGGCCAACCAAGAGCUGGCUCAGGAAGUUUCUGGGCUUUGUCGUGGACCCCAACCAAGUGAAUGUAGCCCUCACUCGGGCUCAAGAGGGUCUCUGCCUGAUUGGAGACCAUAUCUUGCUGCGCUGCUGCCCCCUCUGGAGCCGUCUCCUGGAUUUCUACGAGGCCCAGAAGUGCCUUGUGCCUGCCAAGCAGGUGCGGGUCCGGAGGAGGUCAGCCGUGUGUUCUUGAAGAGAUCCGACUCCUGGCAGCCCGUGGGGAUGUUCCUCACCCUCCCCUGUGGGCCUGGGCCCCUGCCCCAUCGUCACGCCCUUGGCGGCCAUGGCUGGCCCUCAGCCGGCUUCCUCUACU
Perognathus longimembris pacificus (Pacific pocket mouse) is the source of this 8895-nucleotide messenger RNA. It is a transcript of the gene Helz2, whose product is annotated as helicase with zinc finger 2. The coding region runs from base 16 to 8775 and encodes 2919 amino acids. The record is from RefSeq and is a predicted model, not a curated record. The transcript is spliced from 18 exons. NCBI's taxonomy places the organism in Eukaryota, Metazoa, Chordata, Mammalia, Rodentia, Heteromyidae. Gene Ontology annotation, molecular function: metal ion binding; ATP hydrolysis activity; 5'-3' DNA helicase activity.